AUGGAUGCAUUCGGAGCGGCCCUCAAAGCGACGUCCCCAUUCCAAGACGGAAUGACGUUUACCAAGACAAUCCACAAAAAGCCUUACGCGACAAUUUUCCCUUCUCGUCCGGAGCUCUCCCAGGCCGGGCGCACGAUUCUCAUCACUGGCGGUUCUGCGGGUAUCGGCUUCGCCAUUGCCGAGAGCUUUGCUCAGGCUGGGGCGAAGCGCGUCAUUAUCCUUGGACGCCGUCAGAACCUCGUCGAUGAGGCCGUCUCGAAGCUCCAGAAUGGAUAUCCGAAAGUUCAGUUUGACGGAUACCCCAGCGAUGUGGCUGAUCUCGCAGACACCGAGAAGCUGUGGAAGGGCUUCGAAGAGGACGGCACUGUCAUCGACGUCCUGGUGCUCAACGCCGCCAAAAUAUCUGCUGACGGUCCCAUUCUGACGCUCGGAAGAGAGGAAGUUUGGAGCUCCUUCACCAUGAAUGUCCGCUCGCUGUUGGAUGUCUCGGAGAGAUUCUACAAGCAGAAGAAUGGCGAGGGCCGUCAAAAGUUCCUUGUCAACGUUUCCACUGAGGCUAUUCACAACUUCCUCAAGUCAGGCCCGUGGCCCGCUUACAGCGUCAGCAAGAACGCAGGAACGAUCCUAAUCCAGAUGAUCGCCAAAGACACGCAGCCCGAGGAAAUGCAGGUCAUCAACUUCCAUCCAGGGGUGGUUCGAACCAGCGUCUUCAUCAGUGCUGGAGUCCCCGAGGACUUUUACCCUUUUGACGAUGUGACUCUGGCCGGCAACUAUGCCGUCUGGGCUGCGUCCGAGGAGGCGCGCUUCUUGCAUGGUCGCUUCGUCUGGGCGAAGUGGGACGUUGAGGAAUUGAAGACGGGCGAGAUAGGAGACAAGAUCCGGAAGAAUGAUCAUUACCUCAAGGUUGGCGUUGUCGGGCUUCAAGAGUAA
Molecule: messenger RNA, 930 nt
Organism: Colletotrichum spaethianum
Lineage: Eukaryota; Fungi; Ascomycota; Sordariomycetes; Glomerellales; Glomerellaceae
Product: short chain dehydrogenase citE
Exons: 3
Coding region: 1-930 (309 amino acids)
Cellular component (GO): cytosol
Molecular function (GO): oxidoreductase activity
Source: RefSeq, a predicted model, not a curated record